This is a messenger RNA of Marchantia polymorpha subsp. ruderalis, 843 nucleotides long. NCBI's taxonomy places the organism in Eukaryota, Viridiplantae, Streptophyta, Marchantiopsida, Marchantiales, Marchantiaceae. The record is from the annotation of a GenBank genome assembly.
AUGUGGACUCGCAGAGCUAGAAGCACCGAGAACAAGAAGACACCUGUGUUUCUUUUUCCUCGUACUGCACAUGAGCAAGUGUAUGCGAAGGCCAAGAUGGAAGCAAGCCGGAUGCAACCACCGCUCAUACGGCCAGCACUCCAGCCUAGCAAAAGCGGGAACUUGGGAACCUUGUGGCGUCGAUCCGGAGCACAAAGUUUCAAUGCUACCGCGCUCACCCAGUCAAAGGUUCGCUCGCGGUCCUCCCGUCAGGAAGUCGCUCAGAGCUACCGCUGGUGCCAGCAUGGUCAAGCGGAUAGCGAAAUUCAUCGUCCGCAGGGCCCGCUCUCCCCCGCCUGCUGCACAAUGGUUUCCUUAGCGUGCAGCUGCGCCUGCGUAUUCUAUUUUUCGGACUAUACGACUUCAACAACCUUUAAGCAAGCGUACGUUUGCGUUCUGUUGGCACUGGUGCCCGUGAGUCGCAUUCCGCGGUUUCCACCUCCUCUGACUACGGUACUCGUACAGUACAGGUCUGAUCUGGCUCCGGUCGAGCCCGCCGGCCAUGCCUGCCCCGAACGGAUGGAGUCGGCGCUGGUUGCGACUUGCGAAGCCCGGUGUUCUCGCCGAGGCCCGCAGUCCGGCGACUCCAGCCCCGCGCGGGGCCUCCCUGUCCGACAGCAUUCGCCAGGCACGUGUUUCCUCGACCGCUGCCAGCGGGUGGACUGGCGUGGCGGCCAUGGGCGCGACCGGUUAGGAGUGGGAGACAUGCCCCGGCGGACCGGCUGGUGUGGGUUAGAAGAGGCCGGCCGAACGAGGGAGACGGUCCUUGGCACGCCUGCAGAGCGGAACCUGCAGCGUUCUUAA